Molecule: messenger RNA, 1734 nt
Organism: Bursaphelenchus okinawaensis
Lineage: Eukaryota; Metazoa; Nematoda; Chromadorea; Rhabditida; Aphelenchoididae
Source: the annotation of a GenBank genome assembly
AUGAAACCAAAGUUACUAAUUUUAAUUGUAAUUUUGAUCCACUUUGUUUAUGGCCAAUACGGUAAGUGUACCAACUGUACCAGCAAUCUUUUAGAUGGCGCUUUAGGUCCUAGAAAACCAGAAGGGACAAGAUACGCAGAUCAGCUUACAAAAAAUAAUGUAAAUCUGACUCCAACAACACCAAAGACACCGAUUCCAUACGGUCGAUUUGAUCCAGAGCCUACUGUAAGUAAAGCAACUCCAUAAAAAUGUUAAUCUUACAGAGAAGUACCAUUUUGUCGGCCAGAAACGACCCUCCCCUAGGAACACCAAAUUUGGCUUACAAUCGCGACAGAAAUCAUCCUUUCUAUGAACGUAACAAACUCUUUGACCGAGCCAACAACCAGUAAGUUAUAUUACGAUAACAAUAUAAUUUGAACCUAGACAUACGCAACAACAACCUCAAUAUCCACCAACUCUAAAUCAAAAUCAACAAACCCAGUAUCAGCGAAUACAAUAUCAGAAUCAAGCCCAAGGAUAUCAGAAUCAAAUACACCAGACUCACAAUCCAGUAACACAAUUUCAAAAUCCAGUGCAACAAGUUCACAGUACAGUUCCAGAAAACCAUGGUAUCAACGUCCAAGUAGGCUCGAGCCAAACACAAAUGGCCAUCGGAAGAUUCUCAACCAACACUGACAGAUUCGCCACAUCAGACAAUGUAAGAUACUGUAACAAUCAUACGGUACACGUUUUCAGGGCCAAAACAGAAUAGUACUGCCAAUUGACAUGUCCAAUGCCUCCCUAGACACCUUAGUAAAGAAGACCCAAACCAGCCAAGUAACAACACAACAGCAACCUGAACCCAUGGAAGCCAACAGUCGACUUCUUGUUAACCCUCAACAACCUGUCAGCAAAACCCCUGACUUUAUAAACAACUUCCAGAGUAAGUGCCCACCUAUCAUUCAUAGUAUAAUAUUCAGAUCCCACACCAACAACCACCCCCUACCCAGCGUACCCAGAUCAUAGAGAAGGUUUAUUCCCUAAACUGGCAAACUUCUGGCACGAAGACCAAAGACCGGCUUCUGGAGAUCGCCUCGGACCUCAAGGAAGGUUCGGUGGAGGUACCAACGAGUACCGUGAAGACAUUCGUGGAGCCAUCAACGACAGGAGAAUGCCCUGGGAAAAGAACCCAAGUUCCGACCUCAGAAAUGACCAGAAACCAUUCGAACCACUAAACAAGUACAACAAGAAUGUAGCCAUCGAAACUAUAAACUACCCCAACCCAGUAGCCCCAGAAUCUACCGUGCCAAAGUACGGAGACAACAAAAUCUUCACGGAUCCAUUUUCUACACUGUCCAAAAACAGGCACGGCAAGGAGUACCCAGAAUUCACAACUAGAACUCCAGAAGUGCCAGUGAAGAGUUCAUACAUUGGUGGUAAGUAACGUAACACGAUAUGUAUUAUAUGAUCAUUUGUCCAGUUCCACUGUAUCCCGAGUAUGGAAUCGGUCAUUCAGGAGUGCAAGGGUCAGGCCCAGCUGUAGGUCUAGUUAACUCAGGAAUAGUACGACCAAGAGAAGACGAGAAGAUUCAGAUUCCACUAAAUGUACCUCAGACGCCACCUACAACUUCAAAUGACAGAACCUACUACGGUCCAGAAGAGAUCACCCGAAGCAGAUACAGAAACAUGGACCAAUCAGAUGACCUUAUCGUCAACAGACAUCGCCAUGUUAAACUAGACCUUUUGAACGAAUAA